AUGGUCAAGACACGAGGAAAUAUAUCUAGACGUGGUUCAAAUGAUGCACCCGAGAGUUCCAGACACGGUGCUGCACGAAAGAGACCGACAGCAUCGGCUCGUAGAAGGGGUCAGCAUGAGGCUAAUGUCGUUGAGGAUGACAUUGUUGAGAAUGAGGUUCCUGACGUUCAUCGGGAGGACGAGCAGGUCAUUGAUAACGAUGGUGGAGGAUUUCCUGGUGGGCCGUAUGAUACAUCUUUAUUGACGCAGUACCAGGAUCAUGUUGCACGCAUGAUAUGGGAUGGUCAGGAUCGAGUUGUGAAAGUAGUCUCCUAUAUUAAAAAAGUUAAGAAAUUAGGACGUCCUCACCCUGCUGUUGCACCUUUUGUGUUAGCUUCUGGAUUAUCGCCUUUGUGCGAUAUUUUAUAUGAAUAUAUCGAUCUUGGGUUAGUAUUGGGUUUCGUGGAGAGAUGGCAUCCCGAGACUAAUACUUUUCAUUUACCCAUUGGGGAGAUGACCAUCACUUUGGAUGACAUAUGGUCACUUCUCCAUCUUUCCAUCAGUGGAAACUUUUGCUCCACUGAAAAUCUGGAAUAUGAAGAUUCUGUUCAGAUUUUGACGACACUUCUUGGUGUUGACCGGGCCAUGGCAUGUGUGGAGCUGAAUCAAAGUCGGGGUGCACAGGUCCGACUGAGCAGGUUGAGAGACUUGUAUCACAGCUGUUGUGAAAACGAGCUAUGGGAGUUUGCUGCACGUGCAUAUCUUUUGCACCUUGUAGGGUGCACGAUAUUUGCUAACAAAAGCGCCACCUAUGAAACGGAUUCUCCGGUUGUAAAUAAGGGUAUUAGAGUAAUUUUUGGGGGUACUGAAGAAUCGUUGGAGGUGCAGGGAGAAGGCGCCCAAAUUUGA
This is a messenger RNA of Vigna unguiculata (cowpea), 888 nucleotides long. The record is from RefSeq and is a predicted model, not a curated record. NCBI's taxonomy places the organism in Eukaryota, Viridiplantae, Streptophyta, Magnoliopsida, Fabales, Fabaceae.